AUGGCCUGCCCGAUGCGCUUCGUGCUGGUUGGCGUGUCGCUGGUGGUCGCCCUGGUGCUGGCGUGGUUCACCUUCGAGGAGGGCGGCGAGGAGCAGCGGCGGGAGGACAACGGCAAACCGGGACGACACGGCGCGAGCCUGCCGAAACGGCGAUCCAAGGUCGAGCUGCCUUCGUGGCGGCAAGGGGCGUGGCUUUUGCUGGACAUGUUCACUGGCAAGUACCUGUAUCAAAUAGUCAGAGGCGGCGCAGCCUCGG
Messenger RNA from Ostreobium quekettii, 256 nucleotides. NCBI's taxonomy places the organism in Eukaryota, Viridiplantae, Chlorophyta, Ulvophyceae, Bryopsidales, Ostreobiaceae. The record is from the annotation of a GenBank genome assembly.